Molecule: messenger RNA, 1320 nt
Organism: Lachancea fermentati
Lineage: Eukaryota; Fungi; Ascomycota; Saccharomycetes; Saccharomycetales; Saccharomycetaceae
Source: the annotation of a GenBank genome assembly
AUGGGAUAUCAUGUGGCGAUGGUAUGUGAUAUGUUUUACCCCCAGCUAGGUGGUGUGGAGUUUCAUAUUUAUCAUUUAUCUCAGAAGCUCAUCAAUUUAGGCCAUUCUGUUGUGGUCAUUGCACACGCGUACGAUGAUCGUACCGGGGUAAGAUACUUGACUAACGGUUUGAAGGUGUAUUAUGUUCCGUACUUAGUAUUAUACCGUGGGACCACAUUUCCAUCAGUGUUCAGCAGUUUCCCAAUUAUCCGCAACAUAUUGAUUAGAGAACAGAUACAGAUAGUGCAUUCACAUGUUAGUGUUUCCUCUUUAGCGCACGAAAGUAUCCUGCACGCUAAUACGAUGGGUUUAAAAACAGUGUUUACUGACCAUUCUCUCUAUGGAUUCGACUCAGUAGGAUCUAUACUGGUUAACAAACUACUGAAGUUUACUUUGACUAACAUCGAUGCAGUAAUCUGCGUCUCUAAUACCUGCAAAGAGAACAUGGUUUUGAGGGCUGAUUUAUUGCCCAGCAGCAUAUCUGUAAUACCAAAUGCAGUUGUUAGUCGAGAUUUCAGACCCUCGUCGAUUGAGAAAUGUAGGAAAUCAGCACGUAAAAUUACAAUCGUCGUCAUUUGUCGGUUAUUCCCGAAUAAAGGUGCUGACUUGCUAACGCGCAUGAUUCCUCGUAUAUGCGGCCUCGAUGAAGAUGUUGACUUCAUCAUUGCUGGCGAUGGACCCAAAUUCGUCGACUUUCAGCAAAUGAUCGAAACACACAGAUUACAAGAAAGAGUCCAGUUAAUUGGCGCUGUACAGCAUGAAAAGGUACGAGAUGUCAUGUGCAGAGGGGACAUAUAUUUGCAUGCAAGCUUAACCGAAGCUUUCGGAACGGUGCUGGUCGAAGCCGCCUCUUGUGGCUUACUAAUUGUUACAACUAAGGUGGGAGGAAUUGCAGAAGUCUUACCAGAACACAUGACGGUUUUUGCCGAGAAUACAUCAGUAUCUGGCUUGGUGAACGCUACUAUGAAAGCUAUUGGAUUACUGCAAAGAAGUGCUAUCAACACCUCUACCUUCCACGCUGAAGUUUCGAGAAUGUAUGAUUGGAUUAAUGUUGCAGAACGAACGAUUAAUGUUUACGACUCUCUGUUCAUAGAGAGAUCAGAAAACGACAAAGACUGGAUUGUGAUGUUACGUAGAUUUUACGAAAGGGAUGGGCCAUGGGCGAGAUUGUUAUAUGUGUUGUGCGCCGUUGUCGAAUAUAUGAUAUACCUACUUCUGGAAUGGUGGUUCCCAAGGGACGAAAUUGAUACAGCUAGGAAAUGGCCGCAUGACAGAGACUAA